Ruditapes philippinarum (Manila clam) is the source of this 3712-nucleotide messenger RNA. Its product is annotated as SH3 domain-containing protein 19-like. NCBI's taxonomy places the organism in Eukaryota, Metazoa, Mollusca, Bivalvia, Venerida, Veneridae. The record is from RefSeq and is a predicted model, not a curated record. Gene Ontology annotation, molecular function: protein binding.
UACGUCCCUUAGUACAAAAUGGCAGCCUCUGGGGGAGGAAUUGCUCCUCUGCCACCAAAACGACCCACAAUCAUACGCCCUAGCCCUGAAGGAGGUCCGCCCGUACCUUCUAGACCAGCCCCGUCAGUGCCUGGAGGGGUCCGCCCUCCUCCUGCAGUACCUCACAGAACAAUUGAUGCAGAAGUAGUGCACUCCAGAUCACAGCCUCCACCUCCACCCUCUAGACCCUCAGAUCCAGUCAGACAGCAAGUCCCUCCUCCAUCGAAACUUCAACCCCCACCACCUUCAAGGCCCCCUGAAGUGGCUAGAGCAAAAUCUAGCAUCAUAAAGGCUACGGAUAAGUCAAAUAAUGCAGCUGUACGGAAGAGACCAGAAAUUACUAUUGUGAGUGCGCGGCCCAUGAGUGAGAUUGAUUUUAAGGGCACAAAACCUGCUCUAUCUCCAACCAGUCAUGUCAAAGAAGAAAUCCAAUCUGCUUUAGUACCUUCAUCUUCACCAAAAGAGAAGGAAAUUUCUGCUGCACCAGCUCACCCUCCUGCUCCAGCUCCGAGAGUGUCCCCAAGGGUGGAAAAGCCAGAUAAAGCACAAACUAGUCCAAGGGGAGCUCCCCCACCUGUGCCUAGACAUUCUGUGAUAAGGACCAAUGUUGAUGAGGAGAGUGAUCUUAUGCAUGAAUCAAAAUCUGAGGAGAUUAAAACUGUUCCAAGAGGCCCUCCACCACCCGUGCCUAGACCUACUAUAAUAAAGCCUAAUGUGCCUCCUUCAGCACCCUCAGGAAGAACUCCUCCAUUACCAGGGAGGCCCCCUGUUUCACCAAAGGUGCCUCAUCAGGGAAUAUCUGAACAUUUUCUGGAACAAAAUUUAGAUAGUCAUGACUCUCCUGUUUCACCACCAAUGCCCUAUGGGGCACCCCCACCUGUGCCUAGGGGUCCUUCAGUUAUGAACAAGUUACCAUCCCCAUUAGUGCCUCGUAAGAUAAAUGAUCUGCCACAAAAAGAUACAAAUGAAAUCCACAAGAACUCUGUUGACACUAAUAUAAAUGCUGCUGACUUACAGGAUAAAACUGACACUGUUGAAGAUGUAAGUGAACUAUAUGCUGUGAUAAAUAAACCGAAGAGACCCACUAUAAUCAGACCUGGUAGACCAAGUAGUACAGUAAAAACUGAAUCAAAUAGAGAAAAUGACGCAAGUUCUGCAAAUGAGAUUAAGCCAAAAAUUUCGCCCACACCUAGAUUACCAAGAAACAUUAAAAAUGAACGUGAAUCCUCAAAUGUAGACAAUUCAAUGGAUGGCAGUGAAGAACAAUCUGAAAAUAAAAGUGAUGGAAAUCCAGUUCCAGAGUUUCUGAGAAAAAAAUUAAAAUCAACUGUGGAUCAAGGUGACAAACAAGAAACAGAUGAAUCUGGUCCCACUGCUGGCGGUGGGCCAAAGGUUCCUCUUAAACCAAGACCCCUGUCAUCCAAGGGACCGCCCCCAGCAACUAAACCUAAACCUUCUGUUCUUCCAAGGCCACAUAUUGCUUCAAAGCCACAGUCUACUGUGAAAGCACCUGAGACUGAGUCACAUGAAGCGACAUUCAGUCAGAAUGCAGCAAUGGAAAAGAAAAGCAUUGAAAACCAGUCUGAAUUUCAUGAUAAUGAAGUACAUAAAGAGGCUGUCGGUGAAGUUCCACAGCAAGUUAAACCUGCAAUGACGAAGAGACCAACUAUUAUUCGUCCGAAUAAAUCAGUUAAAACAAGUAGUGUAGAAAAUGUAAGUAUAGAGAGUAGAACAGAGAAAAGUGAUUCUGAUAAAGUUAAUUUAUUCAGUGACGACAGUGCCAUAGAUGUGAAACAUCGCACGCAACCGCCUCUCCCGAACAAAAGACCUGUCUCAAUGAUUAACAUCCAUAGAGCCGUGGAAAAUGAAGAUCACAAUAUGUCAGAAAAUCUUUCAUAUAAUUCAUCACGAUCUAUAGAAAAUGUAAGUGAAACUGUCAGUCCUAAACCUAGACCAGCUGCAAGAUCAAGACCAGUUACUAUGAUCGUCCCUCCUGUUUCCCGGCCUCCAUUACCAAGUGCAGGACCAAAGCGCGACAAAUCUGGCCAACCAUCUAGGCCUCUUGGAAGACCACCAGUCAAACCUCUGGCACCUGAGAUCGACAGUCAUGGCAAAAAACAUGAUAGUGAAGACGAUGUUAAUGACAAAAAGCCAUUGUCACAGGUUCCUUUUGGUGUGUCAGUUUUUCCAAAGCCUGAAGUGGAAAUUGAUAGCCCUCCAAAACCGAUUCACAGGCCUCCACCUCCAAUGAAAUCCCCGCGAAAAUCUUUAGACUCUUCGGAUGAUGACGAGUUUGUAACAGCCAAAGAAAAGCCAGACAGACCUUCAGCUGCACCAGUUCGAAGGUUUUCCGGUUCUGUUCAUAGAGAUUCUGGUGAAGAUGAUGUGAAAAAACCACCUCGUCCAGGCCCACCUCCUGCUCACAAAGAUGAACAUGAUGAAGAUAUAGUGAAGAUUAGACCUCCAAAGCCAGAGGGAAGACCUCAAAGACCAAUGUCAAUGCCUGUCAAACAAAGUCCACCACAAAAAUCUCCACCACAGAAACCUCAAGGUCCAAGUACAGGAAAGAAGAAUUUACCCUCGUUGCCAUCACGACCUAAGCCUGGUCAUCCCCUGUACUACCAUAUGAUGCAAGUUCCUCAUGGGAUAGCUGUACAUGACUAUACAGCUCAACAUGAUGAUGAACUUAGUUUCAAGACUGGUGAGUUAAUAAUCCUCAUAAAAAGAGUGGAUGGUGACUGGAUACUGGGUAAAGUUGAUGAGAGAGAAGGGAUGUUUCCUCAAGAUUUUGUCAAAGUAAAGAUGCCAUUCCCUGGAGAGAAAGUUGAGGAUGACAACUCUUCGAAUGACUCCGCAGAAAUGUUUUACGAUGCCAGUGCGGAAAAGCCAGAUACGAUAGGCCAUGGACCAAGAUGUAGGGCGCGGUUUGACUUUGAUGGAGAGGGUCCUGAUGAUCUUGUAUUUGAGGAAGGGGAUGUGAUAAGACUUAUUGAAAAGGUUGGGCUGGAGUGGAGAAAAGGGGAGAUCAAUGGACAUGUUGGGUUGUUUCCCUUGUCAUUUGUUGAAAUUAUUGAAGAGUUACCAGAAGAGGAAGAAAAGGAUACAGGAAGUUAUGUAAAGGCUAUUUUUGACUUUGAAGGUGAAGAAGGGGAUCUAAAUUUUCAGGCAGGUGAAACUAUCAAGGUUACACAUAUGGUUAAUGGUGAAUGGCUGUAUGGGGAGAUAGGGGUCAGGAAAGGUCAAUUUCCAGUCCAGUUUGUAGACCAUGUACCUCAUGGAUUGCCUCCCUUGUCUAGUGGUGACAGUGAUGCCAAGGGAGACAACUUCACAGAAACAAAUGUAGAAGAUAAACUGACAGCAACUUUAUCAAUGUGGGGUGAUGAAGAUCAUAAUACACAGACUGAUUCAUCAACGGGUGCUUCUAGACUUGACUCCCAUGCGCAACAUUUUCAAGACCCUGUUUCCAUGGCAACCUCAAAAUCAGUGACCCCUUAUUGUAUAGCAUUGUAUGAUUACCCAGCACAAUCUAUGGAUGACUUAGAGUUUAAUGAAGGGGACAAUAUUGAAAUUAUUGAAAGAGUAAGUGCCGAUUGGUUAAAAGGAAAAAUUGGCGGGAAAACUGGAAUGUUUCCAUCUGCUUUUGUUGAUGUCAAAGUUGAUAUUACUGAAACAG